UCACAACAGCACUGGAAAACCUUCUAAUAUUUUCCACUGAGAAACUGGUCUCCGUUUUCACAAAUGCUGUUGUUGCGGAUGUCACUGGGUAGGUAGACACCAGUAAGUAUAAUGUUGAGGUCUCUAUAAAUUGUUUUGCUUUGUGGGCCACAGACAAAUUAGACAUGCUUAUUUGACAGUGUGAAUGAAAUCUUUUUGUAUAUACACUGAAUGCAGUCUGGGUGGCUGAACAGUUGAAUUGGCACUAAACUCAAUUUUGUAUUUAAGAAUAACUGACUAAUAUGCAAGACGGUUUUUAUCUAUAAUGAAUGUAAAUAAAAAAUAAGGCUCAGGUCAAACAACUGUUGUACAAUUCGAUGUUCUGAGAGUUCAAGCAUCACAAUCAUAAGUGGUUAGUGGGUAGUUUUGUAAGUAUCUGGGAGUGUAAAUGGAGGUCUUGUGGUACAAUUGAUAGUCAACUGACAACGAGAAUAAAAAAAUAAAAGAAAUGGUGCGAAAAGCUAUAGGUCCUCCAAAGCUAUCGCCCGUUUUCCAUCUAUAGUGCACAUAGGCUUUAUCGAGAUAUUUGUACCAGAGACUAUGGCAGAAGCCUUCCUUUACGCUCUUUGCUUGUACCCACUGGACUCUACGCUUUAUGCUUGUACCACCACCAACCAACUGUUGCUUAAAGUUCACGUCAUUGGGAAUUUUCAUUCGAUUGGCUGUUACUCGUAUGAAGGGUCUCUCUCAGUGCAGGGUGUCUUAGGAAAUGGAGUCUCUUCGUAAAUGAAUGAAGUAGGAAUCCUUGGAAGAAGGCGAAAAAACAACUACAGAUCCCAGAUAUGUUAUAGUUUUAUUUCCUGCAGCAGGGGUGCUCCCCAAUAUGUGUGACCUCAGGCACCCGUUUUGUUUGAGUGUGUUCAACUUUUGAGGUGGCAAACAUUCUUCAGAAACGUCCGAAACAGUAAAAUAAGAAAGUCCAUUUGCAAGUAGUAAAGGAUUAUACGGGGGGCUGACGGGAUGUCGGAGUUGAGUGACGAAGCCAGCGAAUCGGAGCAACUGGGAGCCAGUCUGUCUUUGUGGUUGGGGGGCACUGGAGGGCAGUUGGUGCGCCCCGAAGAGCUGGAUGUUCCCCUCGACCUCCACACUGCCUGUUCUAUCGGGCAAUAUGACGUGGUGGCUGAAUGCAUACGCAGAGGGGAAGUAGACCUGGAUUGUAAGAAUAUUGGUGGUUGGACACCCCUGAUGUAUGCUGCCUAUAUUGGCCAUGACAAUAUCGCCAAUCUACUUCUGGAAGCUGGCGUGGGUGUCAAUGCCACUACUCCUAAAGGCCACACUCCUCUAAUGCUGGCAGCCAGUUGUGGGAAUGAGAGCAUCGCUUACUUCCUGCUGCAGCAAGGUGCAGAGCUGGAACUGGAGGACACCAGAGGCUGGACAGCCUUGUUCCAUUGCACUAGUGCUGGACACCAGCAGAUGGUGAAGUUCCUACUGGACAACCUUGCUAAUGCCAACGUAAAAGAACCCAUUUCUGGCUUUUCUCCCUUGAUGGAGGCUGCUGCUUCAGGACAUGAAAUCAUUGUUCAGUACCUUCUGGAGCACGGGGUAAAGGUGGAUGAGAGAAAUGCUAAAGGAGAGACUGCCCGCACAUUGGCUAUGCUGUAUGGCCACACUAAGAUUGCCAGCCUCAUCGAUAUGCACUCCAUGAGAUCCAAACAAGAUCUCAGCUCAUCGGAGGAUUCUGACAGUGCUCCCCCAAGGUCUCGUCUCAGCCGCAGUAAAGUCAAGGGGCCCAGUAUCCAUGACGGCCCACAAGCCAUCGCCAAGUUCAGAGUUGGAGGCACCAGCCGACACUCCGAGCCCACACUGGCACCACCAGGCUACGUGACCUUUCAAGAUGAAGGGGAACACAGUGAGGGUAUUUGUAACCGUGAUGUCACCUCACCCAUCAAUGAUCUGGAUGGACAGAGCAACAGCAGCAGAGAUGAGAGUCCCUUCUUUGACAAUGACAUGCCCACCAUGAGGAGCAGCAGCAGCAGCAGCGAGGGGCUCCCGCGCAUGAUCGGCCUGAGCCGCGAAGCCUCUCUGGAGAGCAACGAGGAUUCUGACCAGGCCAAGCGGACCUCCGCCCGCAGAGUCAGCAAGGGCCACCACCACAAGAGCAAGAGUCGCCACGGAAGCAGUGAAGCCGCUCAGCCUGGUAGCACUGCGAACUGUGGCGUGCACCCGUCGUCCAGCCAGGCCCCCUCCUACACGGGUCCCAAGGACCUGGCUGAGUUUUUGGAGCAGAUCGGCUUUUCCAAAUACCUCUCCCGACUGGAAGAGCAAGACAUUGACCUACGCAUCUUCCUCACCCUCACUGAGAACGACCUGAAGGAAGUGGGCAUCACGCUGUUCGGGCCCAAGCGGAAGAUGACGUCCGCUAUCGCCAGGUGGCACAGCAGUGCCCGGCCUCCCAGCGACGCUCUGGAGCAGGCUUAUGCUGACCAGCUGGAGGCCGAGAUGCAGGAGAUGGCCAUCCAGCUGCACAAGCGGUGCGAGGAAGUGGAGAAUCUGCAAGGUCAGGUGUCCCAAGAGAGGGAGCUGCGCACCGUGAUGGAGGGAUGUCUGAUGGAGGAUAAGAUGGCUUGGAGAAGAGUGCACAGUGAGCUGUUGGAGACCCACAGGCUGGCCCAGGAUAUGGGCACAGCCCUGGAGAAAGUGCGGGCCUGUCAGACGGAGCUUUUCUCUCGCCUGCGGAGCGACGGGACGAUUAUGCGCCAGGGUGACGCCAAGGUCAAGCUGAAGGGCGAGACGGGUGGAAAAGGAAGUGAAGCCUUCGAAGACGGCUUGAGGUCCCUCAGUCUCACAGAGCUCAUGUCUAAGCUAGAAGGCUAUGAGAAUGAGAUGGGAAGUGAAGCCUUGCAAGAAGGCUUGAGGUCCCUCAGUGUCACAGAGCUCAUGUCUAAGCUAGAAGGCUAUGAGAAUGAGAUGGGAAAGAACCUCCAGGUAGUGGCACACAGCCUGAAGAGACUGAGUGCUACCGAGAAGGGCACAGAGCACUGGGAAGAGUCCUAGCUGGAAAUGGUCUCGUGACGGUGCUUUAACUGACGGAGGGUGACAUCGCCACCCUGAAAAAACUUGCCAGGAAGACAAGGGUGUAAGCCUUGGAGCAGGAGCUGGCCGGUCGUAGGACAAGCAGGCUGGCGGGCAGAUGCCCCCCCCCACACGCCUGUGCUGGAGACACGUGGGACUGGAUGAUGCUGUGUCAGAGGAUGAGAGGGGCUAGCAGGUUAUCUGUCAACAUGCUGUAGACAAGUGCUAGCCUAGCCGGUGCCUCGCUCACUGAAAUGCCCCCAUUCUCAGACCACGCUGCAUUCGCUAUGCCAUUCACUUCUUAAGCACGACACACAGUCGUUGUGCACAGAAAUAUAUGUGUCAACCACUGCGGAGAUCUCAUGCAGGAAUAAUUUACAUUGCAAAAGAGAAACUGCUCUUCAUUGCUCAAAAUUCAAUGGUAUUUUCUAUACAGAUAAUAUUGCAUAAAUUAGUGAGAAAUUAAUUAUGCAAAUUAUUCUGUUGAUUAAAAAAUGUCUUCAGAUACUGGUUUAAAAUUUGGGCUUUAUUGUGUAAGUCUAUUGAGUCCAUCCUGCAAACUUGGGCGAAACUACGAAGAAGUCAGGAAAUGGUGGUUGCGGUAUAUCAUCCUUUCGGUCACCUAUUCUGGGAUCUGUGAAUCACACACCAUGUGUAAACUUGCAUCUAUUAGAGUUUGCUAUGAAUAUUAUAAUAAUUAAAAAUGAAAUGUUGUCAAUUAA
This is a messenger RNA of Anguilla anguilla (European eel), 3773 nucleotides long. RefSeq names its product ankyrin repeat and sterile alpha motif domain containing 3 (gene anks3). Gene Ontology annotation, cellular component: cilium. The coding region runs from base 1000 to 3033 and encodes 677 amino acids. Gene Ontology annotation, molecular function: protein binding. The transcript is spliced from 18 exons. NCBI's taxonomy places the organism in Eukaryota, Metazoa, Chordata, Actinopteri, Anguilliformes, Anguillidae. The record is from RefSeq and is a predicted model, not a curated record.